Molecule: messenger RNA, 5369 nt
Organism: Bombyx mandarina (wild silkworm)
Lineage: Eukaryota; Metazoa; Arthropoda; Insecta; Lepidoptera; Bombycidae
Source: RefSeq, a predicted model, not a curated record
AUGGGGCGGCGACGAUGGAGGUUCGUGACGAUCGCAGCCUUCUUGCUGUUUAUUAUAAAAGACACGCAAUGUCAAGAUGAAAAUGACUUCGACUAUCCACUGGUGGAACGAAGUUUUGCUCAAGUUCAACCCCCCUUAUUUUCAAAUGUUCGACCGACGACAUUUUUUGAACACGGUGAUAGUUAUAGAAUCCCAAGGCCCUCGCAACAACCGCUUUAUAAUCAAGGAAACGUAAGGUUUCCUAGCCCAAACUACAAUCAAAAUCCAUCACCGUUUCAACUACCUACAGGAAGGAGUCAAUCUGGAGCCCAGUACUAUAUUAAUCAACCAGAAUUCACGCCGCAGCGGCAGAGAUUUAGACCUGCAUUACCUUAUAAUUUUCAACUUCAUCCAGCUUCUACAAAACGACCUGAAGUUUCACAAAUCCACUCGGUCGCUUAUCAAAACGAUCCAUCGAAACCAGAAACGUUUCUGGGUCAAAUAACUUUAAACAAUCCCGAUAUUGAUUACUUACAAAAUAAUAGAUUCAAAAACAUUCCAUUUGACGGUAGUAACAGUUUAAAAACCAGCAUUCAGAAUGGACAUUUAAUUCGUGAUGACAUAGAUAUUGACACUGAUAACCAAGACCUAUUCGAUCAGCACAGAGUUACAACCUACAAUCCUACUAAGCUUGUUAGCAAGCCCAAAUUGAAUGGCAAACCUGCAAGGUUUUCGCACUUUGUUCCUCCGCUAGCCAAUAAUAAACCGAAUUCACAAAAUACACCUUUCCACACAAGAAACAAUUUGACACCGGUAAAAACGAAUGCUAACAUAUUAUAUCAUAGUUCUACCGAAUAUAAAGCUUUAUUAGAUUUGGAACCACUUCUUGAAGAAGAAAUUAGCGAUUUAAGUACCUUUAGAGAAUUAAUGAAAAACACACAGGGUUCACAUGACGUUCAAGUCAUAAAACCUAAUACAACUGAUGAUUCUGAAGCAUUUGACGAUAGUAAGCCUGAUGCUAGUUAUAUGAAUACCGAUAAUGUACCUAAUUCAGAUAAAAGCCAAUUCCUUAAAGUAACAACUAGCUCUUCGUCACCUGCUCCAACAACUAUAUCAACAAGUACUACCACUGCUAGUAAUACACACGUUGAUGAGGAUAAUGAUGAUAUCUUGGAUGACGAGGAAUUUGUUGAGUAUUACGAUGAUGUAGAUAGUUCGGAAGUCAAACCAACUGUGCAGACGCCACAUCAUUCCUCUGAACAUGUAACCGAUAUUUAUGAUGAUUACGAUUCUACGGAAGAGCCUGAAAGCUCCACAGAUGGUGUAGAAACAAACGUGACAAAGGCUUUCGAUGUCCUUGUAACGAAUCCUAAUAAUACAAUGGUUAAAGAUGAUAACUUUAAGCAUUUUGUUGACACAACAGUAAUAGACCAGUUAGAUGGUAAAAAAGAAUUGACAAGUCCUAAUACUUAUAUACCAGUGUCGGAAGAAAUAACUUCUAUUGAGCCACCAUCUAUUUUAGGACAAGAAGUAGUUUCUGUUGUGACUACGAAAAGUGUUGUGAAUGGUACUAUAUCUAUUCCUGAUGUAACAUAUGCUCCUAGUACUGCAAAAAUUAAUACAGAAACUGAUACGAUGUUAUCCACAGUUAAGAAUCAUCAGAAUGAUUCUUCAUCACCGAUCACAACAGAAAGCUGGAUUGUUGUUGCUUCAGUGCAAACAAGUCGAAGUGUCUCCGGUGCUCGAUUUUUACCUUUCCCAACUGUCGAACAAGAAGAAAAGAAACAAGUCUUAGCUGAUGACAGUGAUGAAGAAGAUCAAGAAAAUGUAACCAGAGACCCAAAACAAGACAUUGGUGCUAGCAGUGGUAGUUCAUCAACAGAAAACAUUAAUGACAAAUUAGAUAGUAUACAGUCAGAAUUAUCUAGUGCUGUUUUAUCAGGAAGUUUAGACAACGAGAACAAAAAUAUUGAACUUAUAACAGAAUCUACAACUGAAAAAACUUCAACACCAUCUACUACUACCACUACCACAACAACAACUACUACUACUACUACUACAACAACAACAACCACGCCUGCAGUUCCAAAUGUUUUCACCUUGAAGAGUACUCAGCCACCGUCGACAACAGUUAGAUCUGCACCAGAACCGUUACCAGUAAUGGUCAAAAAGUUUGCACCUAGAGUAACAUCGUCCACAACACCGAAACCAAAGAAAAAAUUAGUUACAGUAAUGGAUGAAUUGCCUGUGGGUCUCUUACCUGCUGGAUAUAAACCUAGAUCAUCGUUCAAAGAUAAGCGAACUACUUCGACCACGACUACAACAAGUACAUCUCGACCUCGUGUUAAUGGAGCACCAAUUAUAAAUAGUACGCAAGCACGAUCAUCUGGAAUAAAUAGUCAAAAUAAGGUUAUUAUUCUAGAUGAUAAAUCACUCCUUCCUAAAGAAUACAGACCGAAAGAACAUAAAUCACAAGAAGAGGUGAAAAAAAUCCAAAAGCACGAUUCAAGUACAUUGCUACCACCUAGCGAUAAAAAUCCUACAGAAACACCACUAAUAAAUCAAACGACAACGGUUAGUUUGUUGAAUAAUAUAGAUACUGUGGAUAUAUCAGCAUUUUUGCCCAAAGGAUUUAAUUUAAGCGCCACAACAGAGACAAAACCAAAAGAAGUCAUAAAACCUAUAGCAGUACCUGUCGACAUCCGAGCGCUAUUACCUCCAGGUUUCAAAUUGAACGGAACAGAAAAUAAUUCAGACGAAAGUCCAAUUGUAAAAUUGACCGUUGCCGACGUUUCCAACUUAUUACCACCAGGGUUUAAAUUAAAUGAUACAGAUACAGAAUCUGUUUCGUCUAGUUCUACAACCAAAGCACCAGGGGGUAUCAAAUUAGUUUUCCCUUCAAGACCAGGAGGAAAAGUCAAUAGGAAAACUACUACACCUAAAUCAUUAGGUCCAUCACCCGUUACACCAAAGAUACAAAAGGGAUGGCCCACCAGGGCUUCAACUGAAUUCACGGGCUGGCCUUCACCAUCGACAACUCCAUUUUCGAUUGAAAAGCUCUUGGAAGCUCAGAGAAAUGCAACUGCUACAAGUCCACUACCUGAAUUUAGUACUGAAGCAACGACACGACGAUCCACGACUACGACAACUACGACCCCAGUACCACCACCUUCGACUACUCCCGGUGUAUGCCGUAAAGAAUGUGAUAUAGCAGCUACUAUCAAAAUUGUUUCAGGAGUCAAGUGGGUACCCGAACUACUAGAUCACCAUACCGACGAAUGGCAAAAUCUUGCAAAAGAUGUCAAAGAAGAGCUCAAUUCUGUGUAUUCGAAAUCGGAUAAUUUAAGAAAAUGGUAUAAAAAUAUUCGAAUUGACGGAUUCAGUGAGGGCUCUGUUCUGGUUGACUAUUUUAUUGAACUGAACAAUGUAGAAGAAAGAAUAAACACGCUAGAUUUGAAGAAAAUAUUCCAUAAAUCACUUCAUGAGGCUAGACCAGGCUCAGUAGUCGAAACGGUAACAACACCACGAAACGAUGAUGAGUUUGAUCCAGAUGUGAUGCUUGGAGAUCAACCAGAUGAAGAUAGAAUGAAAAAAAGUAACGAAAAAAUGACAAAAACAAUAGAUAAAUCGGCAGGAAAAUUAGAGAUAGGUAAAUUUGUUAUGGAUCCUGCAUAUACGGAAUUCAUUGUUUUACCGAAGCGUGAUGAGCCUACAAUGGUGGUUCCUGAUGAAGAAUCACUUUUACCUCAAUGGGGCAUUGCAGUUAUUGUCAUAGCAUUAGCCUCCCUGCUAUUCGUCGUCAUUUUUGGAGUUACAGUCUUGGUGAAUCGGCAAAAAAGUGCCAAGGCAAAAGCACCUAUACCGUUGAGUGAAGAGAUGCUUCGAGAUUUAGACAAAAGUCAUAUGGGUGGCUUUGAUGACAUGCAUCAGUUAAAAGAACGGGACUUACCUUAUCUUCCAUCAGGAAAGCGUAUGUCAACUGCUUUCAUUGAGCAAUUAGCAUACCCGAACCCUGGUGACUCUUGGCGAUCGGAGUGGACGCCGCAAUUACAGAAAUAUAUGCAGCAUUAUACGCCAGAUUCGGGUCGGGGAUCACAAACUUAUGGUCCAACGAACAAUGGUUAUGGAUUCAGUGCUUCCCAAAUAUAUGGACAGACAGGAGGCGGAUCCCAAAUAUACGGUUACACGGGCGAAUACCCGCGUGCUCACUACCCGCGACGACGCUCCGACUACGACAGCAACUUCUAGAUUUCUUUAGAAAUAUUGCUAACUGAGACUUGACAAAACUUUGACAAUAUACCCUUAAAGUCUUGAUUCUAGUACGUUUAGAUCUGUUUCAAUUCACACUGUAUAAAUAUCAAAAUUAUCACCGACAUCAAAGACAGGUUGUGAAAUACUUUAUCAUCAUAUACAUUUUCCUUAUAGAGUACGAGUGUUGUAUGAGAAAUUUAAUAUCAAUUAGUCCGGCCUAUUUAGGACGUGCAGUGCCAAACAAGUAAUUCCUUUGCAAUUUUAUACAUUCUGUUUUACGAAAGCUUUAUUAUGUAAUUAAAUUGACUACUUAGAAAAGAUCGAUUUGCCAAACAUAAAAAAAUUACGACUGAUUGUGAGAUGUAAAUAUUUAGAAUAAGAACUCACCUUAUUAUAAGCGACUGUUAUCGUAGGUGAGGCUACGAGAAAUUCUGUAGAUAACUCUUUGCAUACCUAUAUUUGCUCAGAAAACUGUAGUCUUGAAUGAAGGCCAGGGUGUAAGCGUGAAACGCCUAUGUGUGCCAAACGUUCAUUCGUCUGUGUGUGUGUGUAAAUAUAAACAAUACUUAAUAUCGUAUAGUGUUAAUGUUAUCUUAGGACGGUGCCAAUAUUGCGUCGCCUCUACCGGAGACGCACCACGUUCAAUUUACGAACGAAGUUCAAGCAAAAUAUUUGGAGACUAUCAUAUCAGAGGUCCCGUUUUGCUGAUACAUAAAAUAAUUACAUAACAUCUCACUAUCGAGGAGUUUUGUUCAAAUGUAUUUAAAUAAUGAACGAAAUUUUACAUUGAUGAUUGUCAAUUUUUAUUAAUUCGCAAAUGAGUAGUUGUUAAAUUUGUUACUUGUAAUUUUAAUAGCGAUUUCGCGGUGUAAACUUUAACGUAUAUGAGGUUUUAAUAUUUAAUAAAAUGUAUGUCUUCUUGAUUGUGUCAAAAAUUACAUCAUGGAUGUCGAUUGUAUUGUAAAUUCUGAGAAUAUUGCGAAUAUAUUAUACCUACUUACCAUUUAGAAUAAGAUUAGUUGCAUGAAAAUUUGUGUAUAUAAAACCAAUUUUUGUACAUGUAGUUUUUAAUUUAAUUACUGAAUUAGUGACAAAUUAUAUAACUAAGAUCCCCAAUAUAGAUACAUGAUAAAAGUGUA